ACAGCACGGCAUAAAGCCCAAAAAAGAUUUCAGAGAGAGAGAGAGAGAAACAUUCCGAGAGAGAUCUAACAGCAAUGGGGUGAGAGAAAUGCAGAGCAGCUGGAGCUAUUUUCUUGCAGCUGUGAUCAAAUCCCAACUUAGUUUUGAUUUCUUCUGGUUAAUUUCUAAAGUUUCUGCGACAGCAACAAUUUUUCUUACAUGAUUUCUGGACUUGGUUUCUGUUAAUUAGGUACAAGGAGUGACAGCUUGAAAACUCAAUUCUAUCUAUUAAUAUUGAAUUGGGUUGUUUAAAAUAUAGCCAUCUGGUUCUGGUUUGAUCCAAAAAUUGAGCUUUUGUGAUAGUUUACAGCAUUCAUUGGAGUUAUGGCAACCCUUUCACAAGCGGAAUCUAGACGCAUGUACUCUUGGUGGUGGGACAGCCACAUAAGCCCCAAAAAUUCAAAAUGGCUUCAGGAGAAUCUUACAGAUAUGGAUGCAAAAGUCAAAUCGAUGAUCAAGCUUAUUGAAGAAGAUGCUGAUUCCUUUGCAAGGAGGGCAGAGAUGUAUUACAAGAAACGUCCAGAGCUUAUGAAAUUGGUUGAAGAAUUCUAUCGAGCAUAUCGUGCAUUGGCUGAAAGAUACGAUCAUGCAACUGGGGUGAUUCGGCAUGCCCACCGGACUAUGGCAGAAGUGUUCCCAAAUCAAGUCCCCUUGGUACUGCCUGAUGAUUCUUGUGCUUCUGAGACAGAUCCCCAUACACCCGAGAUGUCAACCCCUAUACGUGCAUUAUUUGACCCUGAUGAUUUGCAAAAGGAUACUUCAGGGCUCUCUUCAUCACAUUUCCAUGCUGCCAAGAGGAAUGGGGCCCAUACUGAAGAGUCUGAUUUUGUAACAAAUAGAAAGGGUUUGAAACAGUUCAAUAAUUUGUUUGGGCUCGGAGAAGGAAGGGUGAGAAAGGGCCUCAAUUUUCAUGAGGCAGAGGAAAAGGAACGAAGCAUCCAGCGCAAGGAGAACCAUAGUACCCAGGAUCGAGCCUUGUCAGAAUUUGAAGUGGGUAAGUUUGAGAAGGAAAUUCAAAUAUUGAGGGACACCCUAGCCAAAUUAGAAGCUGAAAAGGAGGCUGGCCUAGCUCAGUACCAACAGAGUUUGGAGAGCUUGUCUAAGCUAGAGUCAGAAGUCUCUCGUGUGCAAGAGGAUUCCAGAGCACUUAAUGAGCAAGCAAAAGCUGAAUGUGAAGUUCAAACUUUGAAGGAAGCUCUCAGUAAAUUGGAAGCUGAAAAGGAAGCUAGUCUUCUUCAGUACCAGCAGUGUAUGGAAAGGAUAGCCAGUCUAGAGAAUGUUAUCUCUCAAGCCAAAGAGGAUGCUGGGGAACUCAAUGAGCGAGCCCAUAAAGCUGAAACUGAAGCUCAAGCCCUAAAGCAAGACCAUGCUUUGAUGGAAUCUGAAAAAGAUGUUGCUUUAGGUCAAUACAAACAAUCCUUGGAGAUAAUAUCAACUCUAGAGAACAAAGUACUGCUUGGUGAAGAGGAUGCUAGAAAGUUUAGUGAGCGAGCUGACAAAGCUGAAAGGCAAGUUGAAACUCUGAAGCAAGCUCUUGCCAAAUUGACUGAAGAGAAGGAAGCUGCUGCUCUACAGUAUCAGCAAUGCUUGGAGAAUAUUUCAAGGCUAGAGCAUAAAAUCUCUUGCGCCAAAGAGGAGGCUCAAAGGCUUAGUGGGGAAAUUGAUAGUGGGGUCUCAAAGUUGAAGGGUGCUGAAGAGCACUGUCUUCUGUUGGAAAGAUCAAAUCAAUCUCUUCACUCUGAGUUGGAAUCUUUGGUACUGAAGAUGGGUUCUCAAAGUGAAGAACUGACAGAGAAGCAGGACGAGUUGGGCAAAUUGUGGAUGUGCAUGCAAGAAGAGCGAUUACGGUUUAUGGAGGCUGAAACUGCUUUCCAAACUUUGCAGCAUUUGCACUCUCAAACUCAAGAAGAACUGAGAUCUCUUGCUUUGGAGCUACAGAGCAGGGCUGAACUCUUAAGGGAUAUUGAAACUCGGAAUCAGAGUUUGCAGAAUGAAGUCCUGAAUAUUAAAGAGGAGAACAAGAGCCUCAAUGAGCUUAACUUGUCGUCAACCAUGUCAAUUAAAGAUAUGCAAAGUGAGAUCUUUAGCUUAAGGGAGACUAAAGGGAAACUUGAAGAGGAGGUUGAACUCCGAGUGGACCAAAGGAAUGCUCUUCAACAAGAGAUUUACUGUCUGAAAGAGGAACUGAAUGAGCUGAACAAGAAACACCAGGCUAUGCUGGACCAGGUUGAUGCAGCAGGCUUUAACCCAGAGUGUUUUGAAUCGUCAGUAAAGGAAUUGAAGGAUGAGAACUCAAAUCUAAAAGAAAUCAUUGAGAGAGAAAGAAGUGAGAAAGCAGCGCUUUUGGAGAAGUUGGAAAUCAUGAAACAGCUUCUUGAGAAGAAUGCCCUUUUGGACAAGUCCCUUUCCGAUUUGAGUGCUGAGUUAGAAGGGGCUAGAGGGAAGAUACGUGCACUGGAAGAGUCCUUACAAUCUCUAUUGGAAGAGAAAUCUACAUUUGUUGCUGAGAAGGCCACUCUAAUAACUCAGUUACAGGUAAUGACUGAGAAUUUGGUGAAAUUCUCAGAGAAAAACACCUUUCUGGAGAAUUUCCUUUCUGACGCUCAAGACAAACUUGAAGGGUUGAAGGCAAGAUCGAAAAUCAUAGAAGAUUCAUGCCAGUUGCUUGAAAAUGAAAAAUCUGAUCUUAUCAAAGAGAAACAUACCCUAGUUUCUCAGGAGGAAAUCACUCGGCAAAGUUUAGAAGUCCUUGAGAAAAGAUAUAGAGAUUUAGAAGAAAAAUACUCAGCUCUGGAGGAAGAGAGAGAGUCCACACUUCAUAAAGUGGAAGUACUACGUGUUUCCUUGGAUGUAGAAAGGCAAGAACAUGCUAGAAAUACCCAAAUGAGUGAGACAAAGUUGGCUGGAAUGGAAAAUCAGAUUUGUCUCCUACAAGAAGAAGGUUUCCGCAGGAAGAGUGAAUUUGAAGUAGAGAUAGAUAAAUCUAUGGAUUAUCAAUUUGAGGUCUUCAUCUUGCAGAGAUGCAUACAAGAUCUGGAAGAAAAGAACCACUCUCUUUUGAUUGAAUGUCGGAAACUCCUGGAAGCAUCGAAACUGUCAGAACAGCUGAUUUCUGAACUAGAGCAAGAGAAUCUUGAGCAACAGGUGGAAGUGAAAUCCUUGUCUGAUCAAACCAAGAGUUUUAGGAUGGGGAGGUAUGAGUUGUUGAAGGCUUUUAAUAUUGAUAUAGACCAUGGGUGUGUAGAUGAGAUUGGGCAAGACCAAAAAUAUUUGAGUCGCGUGCUUGGCAAACUUGAAGAUAUAAAAAAUUCUCUUCAUCAAGUCCAGGAUGAAAAUCAGCAGCUCAAACUUGAGAUGUCAGUUCUUGUCACAGUGCUUGGGCAACUAAGAUUAGAAGCAAAAACUGUUGAGAUGGAAAGAAACAUUCUUGACCAGGAGUUCAAGAUCAAGAAUGAACAGUUCUCUGUGUUGCAGAUUGAAGGAAACAGGCUUCUUGAGAUGAAUGAAGAAUUGCAAUUGAAAUUGAAGGAAAGGCACCAAAAAGAGGAAGUACUAACAACAAAGAUAGAGAAUCUACAUGGAAAGUUGUUGGAUAUGCAAUGCGCUUGCCAGAAUUUACAGAAAGUGAACUUAAGGAUGCUUGAAGAAAAAAGAUCCUUGACAAUGGAAUGCCUGGACUUGGAGGAAAAAAAGGGUACCCUAGAGGGGGAAAACUUUUCUAUCUUAGGUGAAACAUUAUCUCUGAGUAAUCUCUGUCUGAUUUUCAAUAGCAUUAUCAAUGAGAAUUCUGUGGAACUAAAUGAGCUUGGUGAAGAUGUAGACAAACUUCACUGCGUCAAUGGUGCCCUUGAGGACAAAUUAAGAACAAUGGAGGGAAACUUGGUAGAGGUACAGCUUGAAAAUUUGCAUCUGAGGGAGUCAUUGAAGAAUUCAGAGGAUGAGUUAAGUAGAAAAACAUCUUUCAGUGAUCAGAUGAAUUAUGAAAUUGCAAAUGGCAAGGAUCUGCUCAUUCGAAAGGAACUUGAACUUUCUGAAGCAGUAUGCAAGAUCACUGCCACAGAGAACGAGAAAUCAGUGUUGCGAAGGACAGUGGAGGAUCUGAAGAGGGAAAUUGAUGAUGUUAAGAUGGUUAGGGAUGACCAAGAAAAGGAUAUGGAUAUUGAGCUGCUAAAAGAAAGAAUCAGCACUUUGGAAGCCGAAAAUGGAGGACUCAAAGCUCAGUUGGCUGUACAUGUCCCAGCCGUCAUUUCUUUGAAGGAUUGUAUAUCUUCCCUGGAGAACCAUACCUGUUUGCGUAAAAAGCUUCAAAAACACCACAAUGAGGAAGUUAAGGAUCCUGAAUUGGUGAGUGAUCAUUAUGUUGAAAGCUGUGAAGAAGUGAGUGCGGAUCAAAAGAUGCCAGAUGCAUUUUCAGAGUUGCAGGAUUUGAAAAGCAGGGUUAAAGCUGUUGAGAAGGCAGUGAUUGAAAUGGAGAUGAUUGCGACACAGGAAAACUUAAACGCUAAUACCAUACUAGAGGCUGCUAUGAGACAGAUUGAAGAGUUAACAUUCAAAGGUGGAUCAAACCAAGAAGAUGUUAAGUCGGCUUCUGAAAUCUCUGAAUUGGAGAAUGGACUUCUGAUGAAGGACAUUGUGCUUGAUCAGAUAUCUGAAUGUUCAUCCAAUGGGAUUUGCAGGAGAGAAAAUGUCAAAGUUGAGAGUCAGAUGCUUGAGUCAUGGGAUGCUGCUGAUCUGGAUGACAGCAUUGAUCUUCUUGUUUGGAAGGGAAAGAAAAUAAUCACUGCACCUACAGAGAAAGGUACUGAGUGGCAUCAGGUUGAGGCGGUAAGGAAACGGAGGAGUAAACAUCUCAAUUCAGAUAUUCUGGUUGAAAAGGAGUUGGGUGUGGACAAAUUAGAGAUUUCCAGGACAUUUUCACAGACCCGUCGAGAAGUCAACAAGGGAAAGAUCUUGGAAAGGCUUAAUUCUGAUAUCCAAAAAUUGACAAACCUUCAAAUUACCAUUCAAGAUUUGAAGAGGAAAGUGGACAUUAAUGGUAAGAGCAACAAGAUUAAAGACCUUGUCGAAUGUGAUACUCUGAAGGGGCAGCUUGAAGAAGCUGAGGCGGCAAUCCAGAAGUUGUUUGAUCUCAACGGUAAAUUGAUGAAAAGUAUCGAUGGCAGAUCAUUUUCUGCUGACAACUCUGAAAUGAAGUUGGAAGAAAGUGGGAGUGUCAGAAGGAGAAGGAUUUCAGAACAGGCGCUAAAAAUCUCUGAAAAAAUUGGACGGUUGCAUUUGGAAGUGCAGAAAAUACAGUUUGUUUUGCUAAAACUUGAUGAUGAAAAUGAAAAAGGAAGUAACGGAAGAACUAGAAUUGCAGACACAAAAAGGAGAGUUCUGUUGCGUGACUAUCUCUACGGUGCUGUGAGAACUAGCCGCAGGAGAAAGAAAGUGAGGUUUUGUGGUUGUGUCCAAACUUCAACAAGGGGAGACUGAGGUAUUUUGACAUGUACACCGGCAUAUCAGCAGAGUUCAUAUUUCUGUUACAUUAUUCUUCAUUGUCUAUAAAUUUUCCCUCUAGAGCUAUUUUUCAGACUUAAAAUGUGUUUUUCUUGGUUUACAUUGGAGUGUUUUGUGUUUCUUUAGUUUAGGAAAUCGCUGUACAUGUCAGGCCCCUUCUAGUCAUAAGAAGCCAGCGGCUCUUGGGUAAUCUUGUUUCCUUUAGCCUUCACCUUAUUAAUUUGUUUCUUGUUGGCAAAUAUUUUCUUCAUGUUAAAUCAAAUUUAUUUAAUUUAA
Camellia sinensis is the source of this 5814-nucleotide messenger RNA. RefSeq names its product protein NETWORKED 1D. Gene Ontology annotation, cellular component: plasma membrane. NCBI's taxonomy places the organism in Eukaryota, Viridiplantae, Streptophyta, Magnoliopsida, Ericales, Theaceae. The record is from RefSeq and is a predicted model, not a curated record. Gene Ontology annotation, molecular function: actin filament binding.